CCUUGUCGGUGUUUCCUUGUAGCCGGCCGGCAGCGAAGGCGAGUUGUGUCACGGCGACAGUCUGGGUUCAGCCGGAAGCAGCAGCACUUUGGCUUCAUCCGUCAUCGAGGUGGAAACCGAACGAGACGAACCGACGCCACAACUAAGGAUCAGCCGAGAAGAAGAGGAAGAGGAGGAAGAGGAGUUGACGCCCCUCAGCCCUCCUCCCACUCUGUCUAUCACCGAGGAGAUCCUGGAGUUCAUCAACCAGAGCAGAGCCAGAGAAGGUUUCACCGCCAUCCACAGCGACGCCACGGAUCAGCCCAAAGAGAGCCAGUCUCCAUCUACCCAGACCAACUUCACCUGCCCCCUACCCCCAGUCACCUGCCCCUCCAGCCCAGAACAAACUCCCACAAUGCAACGGGAGCAGGAGCCAGCAGAGGUGGAGGCUGAUUCAACCCCUCAAAGUCAAACGGCUGAAAAUGAGGCAAACCGCAUCCAAGAAGUUCCAGAUACAACAAGUCAAGCUGAAAAGGAAGUGGAGGUGACACAAGAAGAAGAAGAAGAAGAAAUAGUGGAAAAAGAUAAACAAGAGACGAAAGCAAGUGUAGACGAAAACGAACCCACAACAUCGGAUCUGCAUCCCUCCUUCUCUGCAGAGGUGGAAGCAGAGGACAGCGCUCCCAGAGAAGAGGCGAAUACCGAUUCCUCCCCAGAUCCAGAUCACCUUCAUCAGCCCGUCCGGACCCGGCAGCCACCAACAAGGAUCUCCCACCUCACCAAGCGAGACAAGAAGAUCAUCGAGAAGAUCCGGAGCUACUAUGAAGCAGCAGCCGAGGUCGAAGAGGACGACGAGGCAGAGGAGGAAGAAGAGCUGGGGGAAGGAGUGGCCUCCAGGAGGAGGAACAGUUUCUCACAUAUCCCCUCUGGUUUGGUGAGGGAGUCGGUGUCACGCUUUGAUGUGGGUGGACCCCAGACUGGGGGGUCCACAUGUGAGGCAACUGAAACAUUGGAUGAAGAACCCUGUUCCUCCACCAGUCCCACAUCUCCCACAACACCGAACACAGCAGAUCUAGUAGGGAAUGAACCAGCUGAUGAACCAAUAAGCUGCCCAGAUCUUGAUGCAGUCAAGUUUACUGUGAUACAAGAUGAGGAGACCAAAAACCAAGAGGAUCCAAAUCCAGAGUCAAACCAAGACAGGCCCAUCGUAGACGAGAUUCAGGAUGAGGUUGGAAACAUCUGCAAAGGGUCAUCAGAGGAAGGACUCAAGGAAAGGCCGGAAGAGACGACGAGUGUUUCUGGGGAACAGGAAGGUACAUCUACCAGACAGGGCAAAGAUGAAGCAACCAAAACUAGUGCUGGAACCCAACCACUCAUGAAUGGGUAUGAACUUAAUCCAGUAGAACCAAACAAAACCCACAAAGAACCCUCUAAACAAACUGCAGAACAGUGCCAAAAACCUGACACCAAAACCCAGUCCAUUUGGGCUAAAACCAAAAACAGAGACCUGGCUAAGACCAGUGGGAACCUCGAGGGUCUUCCCAGUCAGAUAAAAGUGGGCCGAUGGUCCCGUCACUCCAGGAUCGUCACUGCUAACCGGGCUUUGUUUGAGAAUAUGGGAUCGGAUGUAGCCGGUAUCGGGUUGUUUGAGACGAACCCUGCAGUGGAUCCUGUACUGAUCGAAAACUCAGAGCGCAUUCUAAGCAAAGUUCAAACUUUGGCUCGGAUGUACAGUGCCAAAGCCAGCACUAUGAAGGUUCCGCUGCAUCAGAAGCGGGCCAGUACCGUAUUCAACCAAUCAUGGGUCUCGACCAGACUGUCUGGACUCUCAGCUCAGAGUCAAACUAGGCACCAGCAGCAAACACAAAUCACUCAGUCAGAGACCAAAAGUGGAACACAAACUGUAACACAGCUGUCAAGGAUCCAAACUAAAACCCAGAACCAAACCAGAACUUAUAGCCAAACUCAAACUAUAAGUCGGGAGGGCCAAAAGAUCCACGACGAGAAGACGAUAAAGAGAGCGGAGAGCCUGCCAUGCGAUUUCCAGGAGUCAGUGAUGACACCCUGCGAGCCUCUACUGUUUGGUCACGUGGUCGUCAAAGAACAGCUGACGCCAUCCUGUCACCAGCAGACCAAUGGAUUCACCCUGUCCAGACCCAGAGACUUCAUCUCCGCCUUGACCAGAGACUCCAUUGAGGAAACCACCCACACCUCUACGACACUCUGGGAGAAUCCAUCCACUGAAACACCCUCGACUUCCGCAGCAUCCGUUCAUCCUGUCAGAAUAGAACCUGAAGAUCAGAGCAUCGAUUUGUGCUCUUCAGCCGGCAGCGACCUCCCGACGUCAAAUCAAAACGUGUUUUCAUUUACUGAAGAGACGCCGAAGACUGAGCGGUUGGAGCAGAAUCCUGUACUUCCUGUUUACUCAUCCGGAGACGAUCCAGCAGACGAGCAGGAAGCAGCAGCUGCACAACGUAUACAAGAUCAGAAGAUUCCCAAAGAUGUGAGAGUCUGUGCCGGAGAGAACCAGAUCCAGGCGGACGACCGGACCUCCAUGACGCCGGGCCAAGUGCAGCCCCAGAAUGAGGCUCCUCUCUGGGCAGACGGAGCCGCCUCGGCCCCCAGAAGCCCGAAGACGGACGAGCCUCCGAGCAGCGCGUCAAACGAUCCGAACGAGUCUUUGAGGUUCAACAAGCUGCAGACGGAUGAAGAGCUUCUGACCGCAGCAUCCCAGGAGGUCGCAGAAACCAGCAGAACCAGAGAGGUUCAGACCCCAGAAUCGCAUCCCGCCCCGGUUCGACCUCCAUCGGUACCGCCGGUAGAUCUUCUCCCAACGUUCACCAGCCAGAGACCCACAGACCUGCCAACGGCUCUGAGCCAGCGGGCUUCAUGUGGAUCCUGGAGCAUCGACUGUGACCUCAGGAAACCAGAAGAUCUGAUCCUGGUGGAGAGACCGAGACCAGCCACCACCACCCCAGAUCAGGACCUUACCGUUGCCCCCUCAGCCUUCAAGCCGAGCCUCCGACAACAUUCCCAGUCUCCUGUCAGAGCCGCCUACUCCCCUCAUCCACCUUCCUCUUCUGUCCGAGCACCUCCCUGCUCCUCACCCUUCAGGGUUAUCCCAGCAUCCUCUCCCACCCCUGUAUCUCAAGGAGGCUACCCCAUCUCCAAGGCUCUGUCCUGUUUGUCUCCAACUCCUUCUUCUGGCAGGGUUUCUUCCACAAGAGCUGCACCGGCCUCGUCUCCAACAAGAUCAUCGAUAGCCGAACCUCCUUCGUCCCCGACACCGUCCUCCCUCCGCUCUCCUCCAUGCUCCUCCCCUGUCGCCUCUUCCUCGGCGUUUACCAGAUCCUUAGCCGCGUCCUGCAUUAGCCAGUCCAUCAGUCAGAGCAUGGCAAAGAACAACACCACAGCACGCCAGCAAGCCACGCCCACAAAUCAUCUACGACAGCGCUCCCCUUCACCAAAACUCACUCCCAGUCAACAGGGCUCCACCACACCUGCUUAUGCCCAGCUAGGGUGCACUAAAGAUGGGUACCAGCAUCCCAGGUGUCUUUCCCAGCGUUCUCCUUCCCCAUCUAUGGUCAAUCACCAGCCUCCUUACUCUUCUUCCUCCACACCCCGUGCAUCAUUCCUUCACUCCAAAAUUGAUCAUAACACAAACAACAACAACAACGUAGCCGGUUCAAGCACAGCGAUCAACGGUGCUGUCAGUAACGGUGGUUGGGCAGUGAGUCCACAGAAGACAUCACAAGCCCACGAUCCUCUCUGGUUGGGGUCCCACAACCGCGUAGCUCGGCCUUUUUCUGCAUCAGAACCCAGCUCCCGAGUCCAAUCCCCGUCACCCUCCCCAACCCCAGCCUCCUUUAUUCGUAUCUGCUCUCCACCCCCACAGCAUAAUUACUCCGCACCCAUGGCGAACAAACCUCCCCACCCGAGGAGCUCGAGAGUAGGCAACUCCCAUAACCCGCUCGGCCUCACCUUAGAGCUACCCAGGCCCUCCUCAUCCUGUCUGAACCCUCGGAUCCUCUCUCCACCUCCUAUUGGUGUGUCAGUGAACGUUUGGGCCAAUAAUGUUGCAGCACCUCAGCCUAGAAACCCUCGAUAUGCUCCCUGCUCCCCCUCUCCUUCCUAUUCCUCCAUGCUGGGCUCACCUACACUGGACACUGCUUCUUCUUCUUUUGUUCCUCGGAGUAGUUUCAGAGCUUCUUCCCCUUCUAGAUCCUGUCCUCCUUCCUCCCAAAGCCUCCGGAGGUCAUUCUCCUCUGGAUUAGCAGACAGUUCUUCGAGCCCGGCUCGGGUCAAUGCGAGUGGACUACGCCGGUCUUGGGCAGAGGGCAGCCGAAGGUCCUUUGGUUUCAGUGGCCAGCAGGAAUCCUGUCCGAUCAGUCCGAGGAGUGGGUGGUCCUCCUACAGCAGCUCACCGUCCUGUCUCAGCCCUCGAGCUGGCCUUCAAUCUCCAAUCUCACCUAGCAGGUUCACCACAGGUAAAGGCAACCUCGGUGGGCAGCAUUUCACCAGCGUGCCCUGGCCAGAUGUACGUGAGCUUUCCAACAAAUAUAAAGGAACUGAUAUCCCUGAUACAAGUGCUACUUCCACCAUUGUUGACUCUCCUCCCGCUCCAAUCUCCCCUCUAUCCCACACCAUCCUCGCCUCGCCUGGUCCAUCAGAAUGGGGAGAUGCAGAGCUGGAGGAGGGUCACUGUCGCAGUCAGCUGAUCUGCGCCUAUGUUGCUCGACCCUCUCGAGAACAAAAUGCCCCAUCCUCAGGAAUUACCUCUCCUCUGCCCACCACCUACCAGCACUACCAAUCCCAAGUCAAACCACAGCCUCAGGUCCAAAUCAUCGCCACAACGCCUCCCCCAUCCUCAGUCCCAUCCAUGUUCACCUUAACACCAUCAACAUUACCCUUCUCCCAUUCAUCUCCUACCAAACAGGGGAACCAGAAGGCCAGUUAUGCCACAACGGUGAACCUCCAGAUUGCUGGAAGUGGUCGAAUAACCUCCUUCAGCACCGCCCAAGUUAGUCUGACCCAAACCCUUCAGGGAGGAGCUGGAGCUGGAGGACCAGGACAGGGGCAGGUGGCGAGGAGAGUGAGCAUCAAUGGACUUUCACAUCUUCCUCUUCCACAGAACUGUAACAGGCUAUGAAGGAGAAAGAGGAAUCCCUCAUUCAUGGCCAUACAAAACAAGAAGGGACAAAAGGGAAGGUGGGCACCUUAACAAUGAGACGCAAAGAAAGCACCACAAGUGGGUCCUGGUCAGCAGUCCAGACCUUUUGGACUUACUCCCUGACUGGAUGAGAACAAUGACUUUCUCCAUCAUGUUGAAAACAAGUCCUAAGUGCUUCUAUAGAGGACACUUGGCUUUGUUUUUGGUUCUUAAAGAUGUUUCCACUUUAAAAGCUUCCUCCAUUCCAACACUCUAGUAUGGAGUUUCAGGGAUUUAUUCUCACCCCCAGCUUGCUCAAAGACUUGCAGGAAUCAAGACCCCUUUACCACCCAAGAUGAUUCAAGACCCACUUAGGUCACAGCUCAUUGACAAUUCAAAACUCACACAAAUCAAGCCUCAAUAUUGACCUGAGACUUACAUGAAUCAAGACUUGUUAAUGGCCCAGAAUUCACAUGAAGAGACAUGAAGACUCGGGGAUCUGCCCGGGGAGGGAUGACUGUCCAGGCAGUUUCACCUCCAUUCACCGCUUGUUUCAUGUGGAUCUCGGGAUGCUCAUGGGUCUGAAUUUAUGAGCCGUUGGUCAUUGUCAAGCCAAGCCUAGAUUUACGUGAAUCUUGGGUUGCUAAUGGGACUUGAUUUAUGCAAGUUUUGGGUGGUGGACCAGCCUGGCUUUAUGUGAAACUGAUGAGCCAAGAUUCCUGUGAGUCUUGGGUCAUUUGUAAGCCCUAAUUCAUGAGAAUGUAGAUUUGUUGAUAGGACUUGGUUCGUGUAGGCUUUGGUUUCGAAUCAUGGACCAAUUUUGAUCCAUGUCUGUCUUGGCUAAUUUAGGAAUCUUAUUCACGUGAGUCUUGGCUAUUUGGUCAGCCUUAAUGCAUGUGAAUCUGUUAUCCAGACUAUCAUGUGAUUACAGGGUCACUGACAAGCUGAGAUUCGUGUGAGUCUUGGGUAGUUGGAAGGACCAACUUUGACCAGUAUGGGUCUUUAACAGGCCUUGUGAAUAUCGGGUUGUUACCCAGGCUUUUCCUUUUCAGAAGAUUCCUGGUUCUUUAAUGAGCGCCGUCUCAUGCGAGUUGGGAGUGAGAAUAGACACCUGUACCUGUCCACCAAUCAGUUAGAACUGAAGAAACCUUUUGGACAAAGGUGGAACAUCUUCAAGAACCAAAAACACAACUCUAGCUGUCUUCUACUGAAGGGUUAUCGUGAGAAUCUAUAUGGACAUGUGGACAAAAAUGGAAAUUCAAGGUCACAUCUGAGGCAUGGAAAGAGUUUUGUCAACCCAGUUUGGUUUUAAGAUGUUUUGUAAGAAUUCCACCUGCAUGUGGGGCGGUUUUUAAAUGGAUGCCAAUGGGGUUUCUUCUAAAAAAGAAAUGUGUAAAUGAAUCACUGAGCUGUGAUGUUGCUCUUCUCUUAGACACCUUAAAGCCUGAAUGUCCACAGCUGGAUUAAUGACGAUCUAAAGUUGGACUUUUCUCAUUUGAGACAUUCUGAAAAUAGACUUUUAGCAUUUAAAUAGCUGGAGUUCCAGCGUCACUCGGUGCUGUCUGCAGUCACAGUAUCUUAGUGUAUUAUUACUGUUUCUCUAUUUGUAUUUUCUGUCGUGUGGCUGCCCGAGGCCAGUGUUUAACUGUGGUUAUUAAUAAUCUAUCUUUAACCAUUUUUAUUCUCCCUCCUAUUUUAUUGUUUAUUUAUGAAGUUAGUCUUUUUAUCUUUGGCACUUAGUAUCCUCAACGUACGUCGGUGUUUUUGCACAGCGUCUUUGGCUCUUGCAUCCAGUGUGUGUGAAUGUUUGUGUUCGAAAUGACGUGUCUGCUGAGUUAUUGUUUAACUUCGGACCAAACUGACAUCUGUGUGUGUUUUAUUUGCUGGUUUUGUUGCCGGACUGACGCUUGUUUAUUGACUCAAGAGUCUGUGCUGGAGCCGGUGACCCCCAGAAACCUCGCUGAGUUACGAAAACGGACCAGUUUGCACAGAUUUUUACCCAAAUUUAGUUUGAAAAUGGUGUAAAUUAGUGAAAACUAACAAAAUGACAUCAUAUUUAACUCUAAAAAAAAAAAGACCAAUGAGGUGUGAGGUUUCUGGAAACUGGUUUUAAAAAAAGGGAAAUAUUAAUUAUGUUUUUCAUACCCAAGAGUCAGUGAGAUGUAAAAAUAAAAGUGUGUGGUGGAAAACCAAA
This is a messenger RNA of Acanthochromis polyacanthus (spiny chromis), 7322 nucleotides long. Its product is annotated as mucin-12-like. The coding region runs from base 395 to 5128 and encodes 1577 amino acids. The transcript has 6 exons. NCBI's taxonomy places the organism in Eukaryota, Metazoa, Chordata, Actinopteri, Pomacentridae. The record is from RefSeq and is a predicted model, not a curated record.